AGACUGAUAAAAAAUAUGAGUUUAAUAUUUGGACAAUUGGUCAUUGGGCCACCUGGUAGUGGAAAAACUACAUACUGUAAUGCAAUGUGUAAAUUUUUGGAACAAAUGGGUAGAAAAGUAGCUGUUAUCAACAUUGAUCCAGCCAAUGAAAAUAUGGAAUAUACUCCAUUAAUAGAUAUAUCCGAAUUAAUCGAACACGAAGAAGUAAUGACAGAAUAUGGUCUUGGUCCGAAUGGUGCAUUAGUUUACUGUAUGGAAUUUUUAGAAGCAAAUGUCAAAUGGUUAAUUAAUAAAGUUUUAAAUUUGAAGGAUUACUACCUUAUUUUUGAUUGCCCAGGACAGGUUGAACUUUAUACACAUCAUAAAUCUGUUAGUUCAAUUGUUGAGAAAUUGACUCAGAAUUUAAUAAGAUUAUGUAGCGUACAUCUUGUAGACUCACAUCAUUGUAGCGAUCCAGGGAAAUAUUUAUCAUCUCUAAUUUUAUGUACAACUACUAUGUUGCAAUUAGGUCUACCUCAUGUUAACAUUAUGACAAAAUUUGAUGAAAUGAAAAAAUUUAACGAUCGUUUAGCAUUUAAUAUAGAUUUUUAUACAGAAGUACUCGAUUUAAAAUAUCUUCUAGAGAAAUUGGACGAGGAUCCUUUUACAGCAAAGUACAAAAAGCUUAAUGCAGCUUUAGUUUCUUUAGUUGAGGAUUAUAGUCUUGUAAGUUUUAUACCAUUGGAUGUUUCCAAUCAAGCACUUUUGUUACAAGUGAAAAAUGCCAUUGAUAAGGCAAAUGGUUACAUUUUUGGUGGAAACGAACCUAAGGAUGUUCAAACAUUAUUGGCAUGUGCUGUUGGAGCUGUCAGUGAAACUAAAAAAAUGUCUACUAUAGAUGCAUAUCUUUGAAUAAAUAUUAAAUAAUAAUAAUUGUUAUAGUAUAAUUUUUAAAUUAAAUAUAUCCAAAAAAUAUACAUUAUA
Molecule: messenger RNA, 963 nt
Organism: Vespa crabro (European hornet)
Lineage: Eukaryota; Metazoa; Arthropoda; Insecta; Hymenoptera; Vespidae
Product: GPN-loop GTPase 2
Exons: 5
Coding region: 16-891 (291 amino acids)
Cellular component (GO): cytoplasm
Molecular function (GO): GTPase activity
Source: RefSeq, a predicted model, not a curated record